GUCCUGCAGAACAUCCUGGAAGCAGAGAGUGAAUAUUCGAGGGAGCUGCAGAGUCUGCUGGGUUCAUACCUGCGCUCGCUUCACCCCACAGACAGACUCACCAGCGUCGACAUCGGUCACAUUCAGGGAAAUCUGGAGGAGAUCUCGACCUUCCAGCAGAUGUUGGUUCAGUCGUUGGAGGAGCACACAAAACUUCCAGAGAAUCAGCAGAGGAUCGGAGGUUUCUUCCUCAAUCUGAUGCCUCAGAUGAAGAUCAUCUACGUGGCGUACUGCUCCACCCACCCGUGUGCUGUCAGCGUCCUCACACAACACAGUGAGGAGCUGGGGGAGUACAUGGAGUCAAAGGGGGCGCCCACUCCGGGGAUCCUGACUCUGACCACCAGUCUGAGUAAACCCUUCACUCGACUGGAGAGAUACCCGACGCUGCUCAAAGAACUGGACAGACACAUGGAGGAGCAGCACCCUGACAGAGCCGACCUCCUUGCUGCUCUUUCAGCCUUUAAAGACUUUGCAGCUCAGUGUCAGGAUGUGAGGAAGAAGAAGGACCUCGAGUUGCAGAUUUUAACCGAACCAAUCAGAAACUGGGAGGGCGAUGACAUCAGAGCCCUGGGCCCCGUCCUCCACAUGUCCCAGACCACCGUCCACACGCAGAACUGUCAGGAGUCAAACGAGCGAUACCUCGUCCUGUUUCCUCACACUCUGCUCAUGCUCUCUGCCAGUCUGAGGAUGAGCGGAUUCAUCUAUCAGGGGAGGAUACCGCUGUCAGGAAUACUGAUAUCCAGAAUAGAAGACGGAGAUAACCUGAAGAACGCUUUUGAGAUAUCAGGUGCAGGUGGUCAGUGCGAGCGGAUGCAGGUUGCUUGUAACAAUCAGCACGAUCUGCAGGACUGGCUGGACCUCCUCACAAAACACACACACACUCCGGCUGUGCACACACACCCGCACAAGCCUCAGUCUGUGUGUCACACACUGCCCUCUCAACCCGUCACUCCGUCCAGACACUCAGAGUCUCGAGGAGGCAGCGGCUCAGGAAACAACUACCACACACUCCCCCAUCCAUCUUCACUCGGCACCACACACACCAGCAGCAGCAGUCCGACGUGGGGGCCCCUGGAGCCUCCGAGCACGCCCAAACCCUGGAGCCUGAGCUGCCUCCGCCCUGCGCCUCCUCUCCGGCCCUCUGCUGCGCUCUGCCAGAAGGAGGAUCUGAGUAAAAGUCCAAAGAACAUGAAGAAGCUGCUCCCAAAGAGGAAACCAGAGAGGAAACCUUCAGAGGAGGAUUUCUCAGUCAGAAAAAGUACGGCCGCUCUGGAGGAAGACGCUCAGAUUCUGAAGGUGAUCGAAGCGUACUGCACGAGCGCAAAGACACGACAGACUCUCAACUCCACCUGGCAAGGGACUGACCUCAUGCACAACCACGUGCUCGCUGACACCAGCCUCACUGUCACGGGUAACCCUGGUAACCCGCCGUGUUCUGACCAAUCAGAGGACUCCGAUUAUGACAGUAUCUGGACGCCACUAGUUACAGGACGCCUCGUUUUCUC
This is a messenger RNA of Labrus bergylta (ballan wrasse), 1544 nucleotides long. The record is from RefSeq and is a predicted model, not a curated record. Lineage: Eukaryota; Metazoa; Chordata; Actinopteri; Labriformes; Labridae.